Anthostomella pinea is the source of this 1833-nucleotide messenger RNA. Lineage: Eukaryota; Fungi; Ascomycota; Sordariomycetes; Xylariales; Xylariaceae. The record is from the annotation of a GenBank genome assembly.
AUGUCGGUGUCAAUCGAGAAGAUUUUUGCAGCCUCGCCAGCUACAACUCGAGGACAGCCUACCCAGCUGUCCACCGACGCGAAAGGCGAAAGGAUAGCUUAUGCUUCUGGAAAAUCCCUCUUUGUGCGAUCGAUCGACGAGCCUUCCAAUAGCAAACAGUACACAGGCCACACCGCCCAGACGAGCGUUGCCCGAUUCUCGCCAAGCGGAUUCUAUAUUGCCAGUGGAGAUGUCUCUGGUUCGGUCCGUGUAUGGGACUCUCUAGAAGCUGUCAACACAAAGGGCGAGUACCACAUCAUCUCCGGACGAAUAAACGACAUAGCGUGGGAUGGCGACUCGCAACGCAUCAUUGCGGUGGGCGAUGGGCGUGAGCGCUUCGGCCACUGCAUCACCGCUGAUAGCGGGAACAGCGUGGGAGAGGUGUCUGGUCAUUCGAAGGUCAUCAAUUCUGUCGCCAUGAGACCCAUGAGACCGUUCCGAGCUGCCACCGUGAGCGACGAUAUGGCCAUGUGCUUCCUCCAUGGCGCUCCGUUCAAGUUCAACUCCAAGUCGGCGGGUAUCCACAAAGGAUUCGUGUUGGGAACGGCAUUCUCUCCAGACGGCAACACACUGGUUACCGUCGGAGCGGACAAGCGGAUUCAACUAUACGACGGGAAGACUGGUGAGCCCACCAAGACGAUCGGCGAGGGUGAGCAUACUGGCAGCAUAUUUGCCGUAAGCUGGGCGAAGGACUCGAAGAGAUUCGUCACUGCGAGUGCGGAUCAGACUGUUAAGAUGUGGGACGUGGAAGCGGGCACAGCUACCCAUACCUGGAGGUUUGGUGGAGAUGGUGGUGUCAGUAUACAGGAUCAACAAGUGGGCGUCGUAUGGCCUCACGGACGUAGCGAUGGUCUGAUCAUCAGUCUGAGUCUCAGCGGGGAUCUCAACUAUUUGACAGAGGGAAGCUCGGAGCCAAUCAAGGUCGUCCAGGGACACGACAAGAGCAUCACAGCUAUGGCUGCAGGCUCUGGUGGCAAAGGUCAGACAUUAUUGACGGGAAGCUUUGACGGCAGAGUCUGCAGCUGGGACGUCUCCUCGGGACUGGGUACGGUUGUCGACGGACAAACCCACACGAACCAAGUCACCGACUUCGCGUCGAGUUCGGGCAGGGCAUACAGUGUUGGCUGGGACGACACGUUGCGGAUAGUGGACGAAUCUGCCAAGACGUUCGCGGGCGAUUCUCUAAAACUCUCCGCCCAGCCCAAGGGUGUUGCCUCCGCCGAUGGCCGGGUAUAUGUUGCAACGAACUCCGGUGUGGAGAUAUACGUCAAGAACCAGCUCGCUGGCAAGAUGGAAAUUUCUGACUCGCAGCCGACAGCCGUAGCAGCGCAUGGGUCGGUGGUCGCAGUUGGCUUGAGCAGCAAUGCCGUCCGGCUGUACAAGGUCGACUCGAGCAACAAGCUGACGCAGUCCAGCGAGGCCAAGAACUCGACGGCCCAGAUCACUGCCCUCGCCUUCUCGAACGACGGCUCGCUCCUCGCGGCGGGCAACCAGGCCGGCAAGAUCCACGCAUACAAGACGGACGGGCUGGAGGUGGCCACGGACAGGUGGUCGGCGCACACGGGGCGGGUUACGAGCAUCGCCUGGAACGACGCCGGCACGCACGCCGUCAGCGGCGCGCUGGACACCAACGUCUUCGUCUGGAGCCUCGCGAAGCCCGGCAGCAGAGUCAAGGCGCUGAACGCGCACAAGGACGGCGUCAACGGCGUGGCCUGGGUCGAUGGCGGUAUGAAGGUUGCUAGUACCGGUGGGGAUGCUGCGAUCAAGAUCUGGAGCGUGUCGGGCUUGCAGUGA